UGGAGCUUAUGCGCAGCUUCUGAAAACCAUAGGAAACCAAACAUGUCGUUCCUCAAACUUGGCACUCGCAGACCCUUUUCCUUUUCAUCUGCACUCCGAAUCUUCCAUCCACGCUUCUUCUCUUAUGUUGCGGAGGGGGAGAGUGUUCACGCUUCCGAUGCUACGAAGCCAAGCUUCAUCCACCCUAGUGCUGUAGUUCACCCCAAUGCCGUCAUCGGUGAGGGAGUUUCAAUUGGACCUUUUUGUUCUGUUAGUUCCUACGCUAAGCUGGGGAACGGUUGUCAACUAUAUCCCGGAAGCCAUAUUUUUGGAAGUACUGAGUUAGGGGACAAUUGCAUGUUGAUGACUGGUGCUAUUGUUGGUGACGAUUAUCCUGGAUGCACCAUAAUUGGAAGCAAUAACAUAAUAGGAUAUCAUGCUGUGGUUGGUGUUAAAUGCCAGGACUUGAAAUACAAGCCAGAGGAUGAGUGUUUCCUGGAAGUUGGACACAAUAAUGAUAUAAGGGAACAUACUUCAAUCCACCGAUCUUCAAAAUCAACAGAUAGGACGGUUAUUGGUGAUGAAAAUUUAAUUAUGGGAUCUUGUCACAUUGCCCAUGAUUGCAAGAUUGGUAAUAGCAAUAUUUUUGCUAAUAAUACUCUUCUAGCUGGACACGUUGAGGUGGAGGACUGUGUUCACACUGCAGGUGCCACUGUUGUUCACCAAUUCUGCCAUCUUGGUUCUUUCUCUUUUCUUGGUGGUGGUUCUGUGGUUUCACAAGAUGUCCCGAAGUACAUGAUGGUAUCUGGAGAAAGAGCUGAGCUGCGCGGUCUAAAUUUAGUAGGACUGACUCGACGUGGAUUCAGCAUAGAAGAGAUCAGGAGUCUUAGAGCAGCUUAUCGAAAGAUAUUCAUGUGUGUGGAUGCAAGUGUCGGGUCUUUUGAAGAAAGACUUGCACAAGUGGAACAAGAUAAUAAAUUGAUUCACGUUCCUGCUGUGCGUGCUAUGUUGCAGUCUAUUCAUGACUCUUUUGCAGAAGAUCGACGUGGAAUAUGCAGGUUUAGGGUCUGGAAUGGAAUGGCUCUAGAAGCAUGCUGAGAUAUGUCUUGCAAUUUCUGCUAAAUUGCGAGCACAUGUUCAUUGAUGUAUUCUAUGAUUGGUCUCCGGAAGCUCUACAGAAGGAAGUUGGUUUACGUUGGAGCGGUUCUCCUCAUUUCUAUAAUUUGUAGAAGAGUUUGUUGUAUUAUUAAGUGCUUACUAAUCUCUAAUUUUUGUAUAGGUUCUUAUUGUAUACAGACACAUUUCUCUUCAAGUGGUAGAUUAUAUUGUUAAUUUUUGGUCAAUGAACGUUAUCUUUGGAUU
Molecule: messenger RNA, 1341 nt
Organism: Lotus japonicus
Lineage: Eukaryota; Viridiplantae; Streptophyta; Magnoliopsida; Fabales; Fabaceae
Product: probable acyl-[acyl-carrier-protein]--UDP-N-acetylglucosamine O-acyltransferase, mitochondrial
Exons: 11
Coding region: 43-1077 (344 amino acids)
Biological process (GO): lipid biosynthetic process
Molecular function (GO): acyl-[acyl-carrier-protein]-UDP-N-acetylglucosamine O-acyltransferase activity
Source: RefSeq, a predicted model, not a curated record